Caenorhabditis auriculariae is the source of this 1224-nucleotide messenger RNA. Lineage: Eukaryota; Metazoa; Nematoda; Chromadorea; Rhabditida; Rhabditidae. The record is from the annotation of a GenBank genome assembly.
AUGCGACGAAUGGUGAUUCUGUUCGCGACUCUCUUCCUUGUCACUUUUUGCGAUGCUCAAUGUAGGUUUUUCCAAUUUUUCUGUAAAGUUCUUUUUUUUCAGUUCUCGGCUUCCCGCCACCGCGUGAGUUGUUUUUAUCUUUUAUUGAUAAAAAUUAAAUCUGAUAAUCAUUCAAAAUCAAAAAAAAAAUCGAGAGAACAGUAGCGGCCAGUAGAGACGCCAGAGAAACUAAGGAAUUCUCUUUCUCUGGCUUCUCUUCAAGCUUGCACUAAUCUCGCGUAUUUUUUCUCACACUUCUCGAAAAUUCAGCGUCAAAAUAAACUGUUCUUCUUGUCUUCAAGUCAAUGUGGAAAAUUUUAACAACUUGACAUAAUUUUCAAAAAAAAAAACUGAAAAACAAUUUCGUAACACUAAGUAAGUUCCCCAAGGCUUUGAACACAUUUUUGAUUUGACCAUGAAUUAAUUACGGUAAAUUAGAAUAUUAAGUUAUGAAAAGGCCUCUAGUUUGGGUCCUUGAAUGAAAUGACAGGAAAACUCUAUCUCGUAGUUGUUAAAAUUUAAAAAAAUUCAACCUACGGCCUAAAUUUUGAGCUUCAAAACCAGGCUUUAAAUUUUACUGCGCCUUUUUUUGAAAAUAAAGCUUUUUUUUUUCCUGAAUGAAGUGAUGGACCGACAAUUUUUGAGCUUUCCUUCAAGUUUCAGUCAUUUUAAACUUUUUUAAAGGCAUACGGAAAGUAAAAAAAUCGCUUUCAUAAGAUCGAAAUAUUUUGAUAAAACUUUUCCUGUGAUCACAAAAAGUAUCGGAAAUUCAAAAAGUAAAAAAAAUAGUAAUGUCCUCUUCAUAUGUACUUUCUCACCCGUCAUAUUGAUUAAACACACUGAAUUGUGUUGCCUGAACAAGAAUUCUCGAUUUUUGACUCCCUUAUGCCUUCAACGUCUCAAUGACCUUCCUCGUAAUACUGACCUAUCCAUUCAGCAUUCUGGCUGAUGCGACCCCCUUGGAGUGGCUUCAGCGGAUGGGGUCGAGGCGGCGGCGGAGGCUGGAAUGGAGGUCGUGGUAGGGGUGGCGGUUGGAAUGGUAAUCGAGGCGGUUGGGGCGGUCGGAAUGGCGGCGGCUGGAAUGGCGGCGGAGGUCGAGGCGGAGGUCGAGGUGGAGGCUGGAACGGCGGAGGCAGAGGAGGCGGUCGUGGCGGAGGUCGUGGCGGGGGUCGAGGACGUGGCUGA